AUUGGGAGAGGAUUGGAACCUAACCACAUAGAACUGAUCCUCGAAUCUGGAUUAGCCUAAAGGGUGAAUUGGAUGGAACACCAAAAAAUUGUCUAUAUGACCAAUUUGGUUGUUCAAUUGUGUCAAAAAAUAAAAAAAGAUUGUUCAAGGGUAUGCCAUGCCUUGUGUAGUUGUGCGACAGUGCUCGACCCUUGUGAGUUUUGACAUCCCGAAAUUUUCAACAAGCCCAAAAACGACUCAAGAUAUAUGUUGUUCCAAUGCUUCUCUGAAAAAAAAAAAAAAAAAUUGGACCAGCACCAACUCAUGACUUAGCAAAAUAGUAAGCACAAGCAACACAACAUCAAUACUAUUCCGUGCCAUGGGCCGAUCAAGCCUAGUGCCAUCUUUACGACUCAAGAAUUAAGACCAUUGUGGCUUAAUACGAGGCAAUUAUGAAGUCAACUGACGUGCAAUUUGGAUUACCGCCUUACCAAUCUCGAACACGAUCCAACCCAAAAACCCAGAUCACAAUUUUCAGCUUUCCCUUUCAUUUUCUGACCAAAAAAUUUAAAAAGUAAAGAAAAAAUAAAAAUAAAAAUAAAAAUAAAUUCUGUUCAUCAUCUUUCUCUCUUUCUCUCUCCUCGAUUCUUCACUGACGCCAUUGAAGAUUGAAGCUUCAAAGAACCAAAUAACAAGCAUCAUAAUCACUUCAGAUCUUCCUAAAAAUCUCAGAUCAUCCAAUUUUUCCAUCAAUUUUCAGAAAAAUUGAACUCAGUGGUAAGAAAAUGGUGUACAGUGAGCAGUUGUGUAGGUGUAAUUGGUUAUGCGAGUUAUAACUUAUAAGGAGUGAUAGUUGUUUGUGGAGGUCAGGAUGCACCUUGUGAAGGGUGUGGCGAACCUCAUUCGGGGUUCGUCUGGUGGCAAUAACUCGGAGUCUGCCUCGGGUUUGCAAACCGAGCGUUUUACUCUUCCCGCUCAUAAUGUUUGCUUCAGUGAGGUUGGCAAUGAGUCAAUUCUAAAAGGUCUAUGGGAGAAAUACGAAAAGGCUGCUGAUAAGGUGGAAAAGAGAAAGCUGUUUCGUGUUUUCCUUAAGCAGUUUGUAGACGUGCACAACAAUUGGGAGCCUAUCAUCACUGGAGAAUGUACAGAUAGUACAUCGUCAACUGUCUCAGACGUGGAGCAAUCCUUUCAGUCUGGUGACACAUCUGUUGGUUGCUUUUCUGGACACCCAACUGAAUUUAUAAUAACUCUAAUUGAUGAAAUAACGCAAAUGACUUCUAUAGUCACCGAUUUGGAUACCGGGUUUUCAAAGUCUACAUAUGAUUCACUUACUGUCUCCACAAGCCUGAAGAUUUCUACAGAAGGGAUACCUGCCCUAGAAGCAUUGGUGAUUAUAGUUCGUUCAGUUCAUAACUGCAGAAUUUUAGGCUAUUAUGGCGGGAUACAAAAACUUGUUGCUUUAAUAAAAGCGGCUGUUGUCCAACUAAAGGCGAUUGCUGGAGCUCUUGCUGGAGAUGAAGCUUUGUCUGAUCAUGCUCUGAAUAUAUUUGAGUUGUUGCAAAAGUUACUUGUACAUGUGGUGUCAAUACUUUGCAGCUUCAUUGACUUGAAUUCAGAUGCUUAUGAGAUGGCUAAUAUUUACAACAGUAUUACAUUUUCAUUACCAAGUGGUGGUGCAUCAUUGAUAGAUCCUUCUGCCACAUUUAAAGUUCAACGUGGAAAGUUGUAUCCAUGGAAGAAGACAGCUAUAGUGUCAGUGAUGGAGGCUGGUGGUCUUAAUUGGUUAGUAGAGUUGCUUCGUGUCAUGAGAAGAUUGAGCAUAAAAGAACAGUGGACGAAUCUGUCACUUCAAUAUUUGACUUUGAGGGCUCUACAUUCAGCCUUAUCUGAAAAUUCUCGUGCUCAGAAUCAUUUUAGAAGCAUCGGAGGACUUGAAGUUUUGUUGGAUGGGCUUGGACUUCCAUCUAGCAAUGCAUUGGCAUCGAAGGCAGCCAAUAGGUAUGAAAACAUUCUGCUUGCCUUAUUUCAACUCCAUGUGCUAUCUUUGGAGGUUCUUAGAGAGGCAGUAUAUGGGAAUGUUAAUAACAUGCAAUUCUUGUGUGAGAAUGGAAGAGUGCAUAACUUUGCAAACAGCUUCUGCAUUCCUGCUUUUGCACUUCAAAAUUUUGAGCUACGGAGGAAGGAGAUUUCUGUACAAAGUAAUCUGGAAUGUUUAUCCACAACAUCAGAGCAUGACAAUGAAGAGAAAAUUUGGAAUAAAGAGUCUUCAACAGUAUCUCUUGCUGGGGAAUUCAUAAAAUACUGGCAACAUUAUGCUUUUACAUUGAGCCAGAGUUUCUGCUCUUUUAUGGUUGCUUUUGAAGAUACUAUGUCUGAAAGUAUUAAUGGACCAACUGGCCGACAUAAUGUGCCAGUUUCUUCAUUAUUUUCUGAACUUUCAGUAAGAUGGUUAUUAAGAGUUCUUUUGAUUGUCUUUCCUUGCAUCAAGGCUUUCUCAAAUCAAGAUGAAUUGCCUGCUUUUUUAAGAAUGUUCGUGUGUAUCUUACAGCAUCAAGCUCUGCAUGCGUUAAGGCAGUUUUUGAGUUCCUUACCGACAUUGCUUGAAGUGUUUCGGGCGGAACGAAUAUGGGAACUUGUCUUCUCAGAGAACUUUUUUGGAGCAGCUUUGUUAGACUUUGAAGUUGAUUGCUCAGCAACCAAGGGUUCCUGCUUAUCGUCUGUCACUAUUGGCAAUGAUAUUGAAGUGUUGGUUCUUAAAGCAGAAAGUCUCAAAAUGGAAGUCAUCUCAUUUGCUGAGUUUGCUGCAACUCUCAAGGAGACUACACAUAAUUUGCCAGAGUGUUCAGCUUUAUUAGAUGCACUUGAGCGUUCUGCUCGCAAUCCAGAGAUUGCAACGGUGCUUUGUAAAAGUCUGCUUCAAAUAUUGCAACAUGCACGGGAAAAAACGCUUGCUUCUUUCAAGGAGCUUAAGGGGAUGUCCCGAGUGCUUAGAGUUGCUUGCAUUCAAGCUCAAGAAUUUAGGUCUAAUGAUUCAACCCCUAGUGAAAAAUUGACCAAAGUUGAUGAUAUCCCACCUGAUAGUUGUCAUAGAUCAGAUAUUCCUGCAGCAUUGCUCAAUCUGGAUAAGAGCAUGGGAUCAACUGUGGAGCUCUUCAACACCUACUUUUGUGUAGCUGAUGAUGCAAAAAGUUUGGUACAUGAUGCAGAGUGCAUUGAUUGUUUGUUUGAUUUGUUCUGGGAUAAGGAUCUAAGAAAUCUCAUGCUUGGUUAUAUUCUUGAGCUGAUGAAGGCUGCUCCUAGUUGUAAGGAUGAUCAAUCAGCAAAGUUGCAGUUGUGUUCUAGGUACCUGGAAACUUUUACCCAGGUAAAAGAAAAGGAAAAAGAUUUUGCAGAAGUGUCAAUUGAGCUUUUGGCUGGCAUGAGAGCGAUGCUGUUGAUGGAUCAAGAGUAUUACCAGGAAUUGUUUCGUAAUGGUGAAUGCUUUAUUCACGUUGUCUCCUUACUCAAUGGAGUUGUUGAUUCUACGAAUGCGGAGAAAUUGGUCCUUGAUGUCCUCCAAACACUGACUAGUCUUCUUUCCAAUAAUGACAUAUCAAAGGCCUCGUUCAGAAAUCUUGUAGGGAGAGGUUAUCAGACUUUGCAAAGUUUGUUGCUGGAGUAUUGCCACAGUCAGGCUAGUGAGUGCCUUUUAAAUUCACUGCUUGACAUGCUUGUGGAUGGCAAAUUUGACGUGAAAGGGAAUCCUUCAAUAAAAAAUGAAGAUGCCAUAAUUCUUUACCUAAGUCUCUUACAAGAGAGCAGUGAUUCUGUGCAGCAAGCGGGGCUUAAUAUCUUUCUGCAGCUACUGAGGGAUUCUAUAUCCAAUCGAGCUUCCUGUGUAAGUGCAGGGAUGCUCAACUUUCUUCUUGAUUGGUUCUCAAAAGAAGACAACGAUAAUGUCAUAUUGAGAAUCGCUCAGCUGAUUCAAGUAAUUGGUGGCCAUAGUAUAUCAGGGAGAGAUAUUCGCAAAAUUUUUAUGCUUCUAAGAAGUGAAAAAGUUGGAAAGCGGCAACAAUACUGCUCGUUACUUAUGAAUUGUAUUUUGGCAAUGUUGAAUGAGAAAGGGCCGACUGCCUUUUUUGACCUUGUUGGAGAUGAUUCGGGAAUCAUACUCAGAACUCCUCUGCAGUGGCCUCUAAACAGGGGUUUUACUUUCUCAUGUUGGCUUAGGGUAGAAAAUUUUCCUAGAUGUGGUACAAUGGGACUCUUUUCUUUCCUAACUGAAAACGGAAGAGGGUGCUUUUCUCUAAUUUCCAAGGAUAAGCUAAUUUACGAGUCUAUUAACCAGAAGAGACACGGAGUUUCGUUUCAUGUCAAUCUUGCUAGGAAGAAAUGGCAUUAUCUUUGCAUAACCCAUAGCAUUGGUAGAGCAUUUUCUGGGGGUAGCCUUUUAAAGUGUUAUCUGGAUGGCAAUAUUGUAUCAUCUGAAAAAUGCAGAUAUCCUAAAGUUAAUGAUCCGUUGACAAAAUGUGCAAUGGGCACCAAGAUACUUCUUCCUUUCGGUGAUGAGGAAAAUACUUCGUACUCCAUCAAAGAUAUUUCACCAUUUCUUGGUCAGAUAGGGCCAGUUUAUUUGUUCAAUGAUGCCAUCACCUCAGAGCAAGUUAUGGGUAUCUUUUCCUUGGGUCCAAGCUACAUGUACUCAUUUCUUGACAACGAGUUUGCACCGUCAUCUGAUAGUCCCUUGCCUGGUGGGAUCUUUGAUACUAAAGAUGGUCUUGCUCCAAAAAUAAUAUUUGGACUUAAUGCUCAGGCAAGUAACAAAAGAGCGUUGUACAAUGUUGCACCCCUCAUGGAGUAUGCAGUCGAAAAGAAUCCAUUUGAAGCAACAGUACUGGCUGGGACACAGCUUUGUUCUCGGCGAUUGCUACAAGAGAUUAUUUACUGUGUUGGAGGCAUAUCUGUGUUCUUUCCUCUUUUUACUCAAUCUCACUAUUAUGAAAAUGAAGAGCAAACUGACAACAGAAAUCCAUUGCUUAUACCUAUCACAAAAGAGCGUCUCACAGCAGAAGUUAUUGAGCUUAUAGCUUUUGUCCUAGAUGAAAAUGUAGCAAAUCAACAACAAAUGCAUCUUGUUUCCGGAUGUUCAAUUCUGGGGUUUCUGUUGCAAUCAGUUCCACCCGAGCAACUGAAUUUGGAAACUCUUUCAGCUUUGAAACAUCUGUUCAAUGUUAUUGCAAAUUGUGGCUUGUCGGAGCUUCUUAUAAAAGAUGCUAUAUCUGCGAUAUUUCUUAAUCCCCUCGUGUGGGUGUUUACGGUUUACAAAGUGCAGCGCGAACUAUAUAUGUUUUUGAUCCAGCAGUUUGAUAAUGAUCCAAGACUGCUAAAGAGUCUGUGCAGGCUACCACGAGUCCUGGAUAUAAUACGCCAGUUUUAUUGGGAUAAUGCAAAAUGCCGAUCUUCUGGUGGAUGGAGACCUCUCAUGCGUCCUCUAUCAAAGAAAACUGCUGGAGAGAGACCCAGUAAAGAAGAAAUUCAGAAAAUCCGUCUUCUUUUGCUCAGCCUCGGUGAAAUGAGUCUUAGGCAAUGUAUUGAUGAAUCGGAUAUCAGAGCACUUGUUGCCUUUUUUGAGAUAAGUCAGGACAUGGCAUGUGUUGAGGAUGUUCUCCACAUGGUUAUUCGGGCUAUCUCUCAGAAAUCUCUUAUGGCACCAUUUGUUGAACAGGUGAACUCCAUUGGUGGAUGUCAUGUAUUCAUAAAUCUUCUACAGAGAGCAAAUGAGCCGAUCAGAUUGCUUAGCUUGCAAUUCAUAGGCAGGCUUUUGGUUGGCAUUCCAUCUGAAAAGAAAGGACUAAAAAUUUUCAACAUUGCGGUUGGAAGAUCUAAAUCUCUCUCAGAAAUCAAUAGGAGAACCAAUUCAAGAAUACAGCCCACUGUUUUGGCCAUUUCUGAAAGAUUAUUCAGUUUUCCUUUAACAGAACAUUUAUGUGCCACUUUGUUUGAUGUACUCCUUGGUGGUGCCAGCCCAAAGCAGGUUGUACAGAAGCAAACUCUUGCUGAACGUCAAAAAAGCAAGGGCAAUAGUUCUCAGUUCUUUGUUCCUCAGGUUUUGGCUCUCAUUUUCAAAUUUCUGUCAGAGUGCAAAGAUGUAUUGGCCAGAGUCAAAAUAAUUACAGAUCUUCUUGAUCUUCUUGAUUCAAGUCCGUCGAACAUAGAAUCACUUAUGGAGUAUGGAUGGACUGCCUGGCUGACAGCUGCGAUGGAGCUUGAUGUAGUGAAGCAUUAUAAACUGGAUUCAGUUGGUCAAAGUGAAAGCGAGAUUAUUGAACUAAAUUCUGUGAGAACACUGUUUUGUGUUGUUCUUUGCUACUAUUUGUUUUCUGUGAAAGGUGGCUGGCAACAUUUGGAGGAGACAGUCAAUUUCAUACUCAUGCAUUUUGAAAAGCAGGCUGGCGUCUCAUACCACUACUUGCUUCGGGAUAUAUUCGAGGAUUUAUUGCAGAAGUUGAUUGAAUUCUCUCGCGAGGAAAAUGUUUUGGCAUCUCAGCCUUGUCGUGAUAAUACCUUGUAUUUCAUGAAAUUGAUUGAUGAGUUGCUUCUAUCUGAGAUUGAUCAUAAGCUUCCGUUUCCGGCAACAAGCACAGAGUUUUCUCCAGAUCAACUUGAUGUAGAGGGUUUCACAGACCUGGGUGAUGCUCUUCAUGAUGCAUUGCAAGGAGAAUCCGUUGAAAGGAUGUCUAGAAAUCCAUCAGCAAACAAGCUGCCUACUGCCAAUGAAGAUGUAAUAGCUGAUGACAACUGGUGGAGCUUAUAUGACUGUCUUUGGGUUGUUAUUAGUGAGAUGAAUGGAAAGGGACCUGGCAAGACUAUGCCUAAAUCAACUUCUUUUUCUGGGCCAUCCUUGGGGCAAAGAGCACGUGGCUUGGUUGAAUCAUUGAAUAUCCCUGCAGCUGAAAUGGCUGCAGUUGUUGUGUCUGGAGGACUUGGGAAUGCACUUGGAGGGAAAUCAAGUAAAAAUGUUGACAAAGCUAUGCUAUUAAGAGGGGAGAAGUGUCCAAGGGUAGUUUUCCGCUUGGUUAUCUUAUAUCUUUGCAGAGCAUCACUGCAAAGAGCAUCUCGAGGAGUCCAGCAAGUGAUUCCACUUUUGCCAUCUCUUUUUCUGCCUGAUGAUGAGCAAAGCAGAAACCGGUUACAGCUAUUUAUAUGGUCUUUGCUGGCUGUCAGGUAUCAAUAUGGGAUGCUUGAUGAUGGCAAUCGUUUUCAUGUUAUAUCUCAUUUGAUCAGGGAAACUGUCAAUGGUGGGAAAUCAUUGCUUGCUACUAGCAUAAAUAGUGGUAAUGAGUCUUCAGAUCCUGGCACUACAACUGCAGAAAUGGGUGCUGUGCACAAUUUGAUUCAGAAAGAUAGAGUACUUAUUGCGGCUUCUGAUGAGGCAAAAUUCAUAAAAGAUUUAAAGACAGAUCACAUGAGGCAGCUGCUUGACUUGCAGACUAGGAUUGAUGAGAACACACUGACAGAUUCUGGCCAGAAAAAGGCAUUUGAAGAUGAGUUGCAAAGCACUUUAAGAGGAAUACUGGCUUUGGACGAAAGUAGGAGAGCUGCAUUCCAACUUGCUUGCGAUGAGGAGCAACAAGUUGUUGCUGAUAAAUGGAUGCACGUUUUUCGAUAUUUGAUCGAUGAACGAGGGCCAUGGUCAGCUAAUCCUUUUCCAAAUUGUGUUGCAAGACAUUGGAAACUUGAUAAGACAGAAGAUGCAUGGCGCCGUAGACUGAAGUUGAGACAGAAUUAUCAUUUUGAUGAGAAAUUAUGUUACCCUUCGUCCAAUGUUUCAGAAAAUGAAGCAGCAGUUGUACCUUGUGAAAACAAUUCUGGUGCUGGUGUACCUAUUCCAGAGCAAAUGAAACGCUUAUUGCUGAAAGGAAUUCGCAGAAUCACUGAUGAGGUGAACCCUGAAGCCAGUGAAAGUGAUAAUGAAUCUAGUGACUCUCAGGGAAUGAAUUCUGAGGAGGUUUCAGAUGGCCAAUUUUCUGAGCUGUUGAAGGAUGGUGAACAGAAGGAUGCAGUUCAUGAAAGAAAAGAGUCUUCUUCACCUACUUUUGAGACAGAUAGUGGGCAGGCUCUUAUGACUGUACCCUGCAUCAUGGUUACUCCAAAGAGAAAGUUAGCUGGACACUUGGCGGUCUUAAAAAAUGUCUUACAUUUCUUUGGUGAAUAUCUGGUGGAAGGCACUGCAGGGUCCACAGUUUUUAGAACUUUUGAGUCUUUCAAAAAUUCUGAAUCUGAGACAACUCAUCAGUCAAACGAAGCUGAGAAACUGAAAUUUCUGAAAAUUCCAACAGAUGCCAAUAUAAUUUCUGAGAAGCAUAAAGCCAUGGAUACUUUGGAGAAGCAGAUGAAAGGCAUCAAAAGGCAUUGGAGGUGGGAAGUCUCCAAGAUAAAAGCAGUGCACUGGACUCGGUAUCUGCUUCAAUACACUGCAGUUGAGAUUUUCUUCAGCAAUUCUGUUGCUCCAGUUUUCUUCAAUUUUUCUUCACAGAAGAUGGCGAAAGAUGUUGGAAGCCUAAUAGUUGUCACCAGAAAUGAGUUACUGUUUCCCAAGGGAAGUACCAAGGACCGUACUGGGGUUAUCUCCUUUGUUGAUAGACGUUUGGCUCAAGAGAUGGCUGAAACUGCUAGGGAAAGCUGGAGGAAGAGGGAAAUAACCAACUUCGAAUACCUUAUGAUUCUUAACACGCUUGCUGGAAGGUCUUAUAAUGACUUGACGCAAUAUCCUGUCUUUCCAUGGGUACUGGCUGAUUAUACUUCAGAGACACUUGACUACAACAAGUCCUCAACUUUUAGGGAUCUAUCAAAGCCUGUGGGAGCACUGGAUCCCAAAAGAUUUGAGGUUUUUGAGGAUAGAUACCAAAAUUUCUCUGAUCCUGAUAUUCCCAGUUUCUAUUAUGGUUCUCAUUAUUCCAGCAUGGGGAGUGUGCUCUAUUACCUUAUUAGGCUUGAGCCAUUCACUGCCUUGCAUCGGAAUCUACAGGGAGGUAAAUUUGACCACGCAGAUCGUCUAUUCCAGAGCAUUGAAGGCACAUUCCGCAACUGCUUGUCUAAUACAAGUGAUGUAAAAGAACUAGUUCCUGAGUUCUUUUACAUGCCAGAGUUUCUUGUUAAUUCAAAUUCCUACCAUCUGGGUGUUAAACAGGAUGGUGAACUCAUUGGUGAUGUUUGCCUUCCCCCGUGGGCCAAGCGAUCGGCAGAAGAAUUUAUUUACAGAAAUCGGGAGGCUUUAGAAAGUGAAUUUGUUAGCUCAAAUCUACAUCUGUGGAUUGACCUAAUAUUUGGUUACAAGCAGAGAGGGAAGCCUGCUGUAGAGGCGGCAAAUAUCUUUUACUAUUUAACUUAUGAAGGUGCUGUUGAUCUUGAAAUAAUGGAAGAUGAAUUGCAAAGAUCAGCUAUUGAAGAUCAAAUUGCUAACUUUGGACAAACUCCAAUCCAGAUUUUUCGGAAGAAGCAUCCAAGAAGAGGACCACCAAUUCCAAUUGCUCAACCUUUACGUUUUGCUCCUGGUUCUAUAAAUUUGACAUCGAUUGUUUCUAGCUUCAAUCAUUCUCCAUCAGCACUAUUGUAUGUAAAUGUAUUUGACUCUAAUGUCAUCCUAGUUAAUCAGGGCCUUACAAUGUCUGUUAAGACGUGGUUGACAACCCAACUGCAGUCUGGUGGCAAUUUCACAUUUUCUGGAUCACAGGAUCCAUUCUUUGAGAUUGGUUCUGAUGUUCUCCCUCCUCGUAAUAUUGGAAGUUCUUUGGCUGAAACUGCUAAACUUGGAGCCCAAUGCUUUGCUACUUUGCAAACACCUUCAGAGAAUUUUUUAGUAUCCUGUGGCAACUGGGACAAUAGUUUUCAGCUAGUAUCUCUAUCUGAUGGAAGAGUGGUUCAGAGCAUUAGACGUCAUAAAGAUGUGGUUAGCAGUGUUGCAGUGUCUUCUGAAGGAAGUAUACUUGCUACUGGGAGCUAUGACACUACAAUAAUGGUGUGGGAGGUCUGUCGUUCUAGAACAGUGGACAAGAGAGUUCGAAGCAGUCAAAGUGACAUCGUCCGUAAAGAUUAUGUCAUUUCGGAGACCCCUUUUCAUAUUCUUUGUGGACAUGAUGAUAUAAUUACAUGCUUAUAUGUUAGCAUGGAGCUUGACAUAGUUAUCAGUGGGUCGAAGGAUGGAACAUGUGUUUUUCAUACCCUACGAGAGGGACGAUAUGUACGGUCUCUUCGUCAUCCAUCUGGUAGUGCAUUGACAAAGCUUGUUGUAUCACGGCAUGGACGAAUUGUGCUAUAUUCUGAUGAUGAUUUAAGCCUGCACCUUUACUCAAUUAAUGGAAAACACAUAGCAAGUUUGGAGUCAUAUGGGCGCCUCAGCUGUAUAAAACUCAGUGCUUGUGGCGAUUUCUUGGUUUGCGCAGGUGAUCAAGGACAAAUAGUUUUACGCUCUAUGAACUCCCUGGAAGUUGUGAAAAAAUAUCCUGGGAUAGGUAAGGUUAUAACGUCACUCACAGUUACUCCUGAAGAAUGCUUUUUGGCUGGCACAAAAGAAGGAAAUCUUCUUGUGUAUUCUAUAGAAAACCCUCAACAAAGAAGGGGGGGUGGCCUGCCCCGGAAUAUAAAAUCAAAAUCUUCAGUUGCUGGAUAGACUGUCUAUUGAAGCAGCAUCUAUUGUGAUAGUUUGUUUAAGGCUUGUUUCUUCUGCAGGACCGUAUCAAUAACAUUUAGGAGUGCCUGUCCCUGGAAAAAAUUGCUGCUCUGGUGCUCAUAAUUUUCUUUUUAAGUGGAACUUGUGUACUUGCAAAAGGAUCAUACGAACAGCUGUAGCAAUAACUUCAAGUAUACAAUGACUGCAAGGAUGUGGCAGAAGCCAACUAUCUCGCCUUGUUCUUUCAUGCUGAGCACUGGCGAAAGGCUGCCUCAGAUUCAUGCAUUGCAUUGCCUUGUAAACCUCCAAACUACAUACAUUAUGCUGAGUUUCAGCUGAAAUCAGUUAAAUGAAACUGUAUAUCAACAUAUUGUUACAGAGAAGAAAAAUGUGUCACAUAUUAAGUCAGCAAGAUGACGUAAAUCAUUGAUAUAGGAUCGUAGCAUUAGCUUGGUCAAUACCCUUCUAUAGCAGCAGCGUUAAGCUAACCCCAAACUUUGUACAGACGAGACAAAUCAUUCUCUCAUAAUAGAAAAGCCAUUUUUGUGUUGUA
Molecule: messenger RNA, 11180 nt
Organism: Chenopodium quinoa (quinoa)
Lineage: Eukaryota; Viridiplantae; Streptophyta; Magnoliopsida; Caryophyllales; Amaranthaceae
Product: BEACH domain-containing protein B-like
Exons: 41
Coding region: 851-10627 (3258 amino acids)
Molecular function (GO): protein binding
Source: RefSeq, a predicted model, not a curated record